GGCAGGCCUCGGUCGCACUAAGAUGGCGACUCCCAUGCAUCGGCUCAUAGCCCGGAGACAAGCUGAAGCAAACAAGCAACAUGUAAGAUGUCAGAAAUGCUUGGAAUUUGGACAUUGGACAUAUGAAUGCACAGGAAAAAGAAAAUACCUACAUAGGCCUUCAAGAACAGCAGAACUAAAGAAAGCUUUAAAAGAAAAAGAAAACCGAUUGUUAUUACAGCAAAGCAUUGGAGAAACUAAUGUAGAAAGAAAGACCAAGAAAAAAAGGUCUAAGAGUGUAACCAGUUCCAGUAGUAAUAGCAGUGACAGUUCAGCCAGUGAUUCUUCAUCAGAGAGUGAAGAAACGUCUACCUCAUCCUCCUCAGAGGACAGUGACACAGAUGAAAGCUCCUCUAGUUCAUCAACUGCAGCCUCCUCCACAAGUUCCUCCUCCUCCUCUGAUUCAGACUCAGAUUCCAGCUCUUCCAGUAGUAGCAGCACCAGCACAGCUAGCAGCUCGGAGGAUGAACCACCAAAGAAGAAGAAAAAGAAAUAGAAUUUCUCCAUCCAUAUUGGACUGAUGGACUGAAAAAUGUUAAUGUGAUUCUCAAAAGGGAAUUUAGAAUAUGUUAAGGCCGAAUAGGUUAACUGAUCAAAAUUUCUAGAGUUCAAAAGUUUAUAAAUGUUUUACAUUGUUACAGCAUAAAGAGUAUUAAUAAUGGAUUAUACAUAUAAAGACUUUUAUUUUAAGGGUAAAUCUCGUUUUUCUUUUUUGUCUUUAAAAUGUAUCUCUAGAACCUAAUCAAGGCUAAAAUCCAGUAAGUCUGAUUUUGUGAUAAAACUUAUCUUUUCUCCCUGUAGAAUAAAUGUCAUACUUUGUUAUAUGUUAAUGGUAUGUAUCAGAUGUAUUUUCAGGAUAAUGCAUCAGAAUAUCUGGCAAUGAAAUUCUAAUGCUUUUGGCUGUUAUUACACAAGAUUUAAUACAUUGUUACUGUAAGCUUAGGAGUUCUCCUACUGUUAAUAAAUGUGCUCUGUUUUUACAUUUAUGUUCAGAAAGCUAUUCUAACUUUUUGUCCUAAGUAGGUUCAAGGAACCUAUUAAUAUAUUUAUACUUUUUGAAUGCUACAAGUUUCAAGUUGCUGUGUUGUAUCAUUCAUUUUCUUCCGGUUCCUUCAGUUCUUAGAAUUGCUCUUUUCUGAGGAAAGUCAUUCUAGAGAAACCUAAAAAGGGACAAAAAAUCUGAAACUACACAGGAGUCUAAUCUCGGUGCCUUUGAUAAAUUCAAUUUAUCAGAAAAGAAAGCAGCCAUGUAAGAGGCUAACUUAAGUAAAAGUACUAUAAAUAUACUUUGGUUUUAACAUGCUAUAAAGGGUACCUUUCAAAGGGGCAAAAAGGUAGGUGGAAGAGAGAUAAGUUUUACAGAAAAUUAGGGCAAUGUUGGUUGCCUUUUAUUAAAAAGACUUUUUUAAGCUUUCAUAAAGAUUGCCUUUUGCCACUUUUGUAAUUAUAGAAUGACAGUUCAUAUGGUAACUGGUCAUAUAUGACAGUCUACUGCAUACACAUGUAUGACUAGGAUUAAUCUGGUGUGUUUACAUAACAUAUACACAGUUGAAAUCUAGCAUGAAAGGUUAAGAAAGGAAAUACUGCACAACAUUUCUUAAAUGUGAACUACUCAUUGCAGUGAGAUUGUUUGGUUUAGCAUCACAUUAUUCUGUGAUGUCUUUUAAACUUUUUGGAAAGGUAGCAUUUGCAGAAAAAUCUUGAUUUGGGUUAAAUAUAGGUUUUUAAAAUUAUAAAUGUUGUCUUUUUUAUAUUUUUAUGAGAAAGUAGUAAAAAAUUGCUUUUGAAGAAAAUGAGCUUCUGUUUAAAUGGUGAAAUAUAUGUAUAUUGUGUGUUUAAGGAGCCUGUAAUUACCUGUAAGUUUUACAGAACCAUCUGCUUUCACCGAUUGUAAAUAAACAUUCAAAACAUCAUUUCAAAGGCUCCAUACAGAAUGUAACACAUGACAGGUAGAUUUAAUAUAUUACUAAUUAAAGACAUUUUACAAUAUUUGUCAUCUCUAUAAGGGCAAUUUUAGCAGUUAAAGAACUUGGAAGAGAAAAAAUGUAUACACAGAUUGCAUCACUUGCAAUUAAAUAAAACUAACAAUCUGUGCUUAUAAGCUUAAA
Molecule: messenger RNA, 2147 nt
Organism: Cynocephalus volans (Philippine flying lemur)
Lineage: Eukaryota; Metazoa; Chordata; Mammalia; Dermoptera; Cynocephalidae
Gene: ZCCHC10
Product: zinc finger CCHC-type containing 10
Exons: 4
Coding region: 23-535 (170 amino acids)
Molecular function (GO): nucleic acid binding; zinc ion binding
Source: RefSeq, a predicted model, not a curated record